UUAGUUUGGGGAUACAGAGUUUCCUGCUCUUUCUUCAUUUCUGGUCAAGUGUUUGUUUUCAUGGCACCGGCCAGCUUGGGCCUGGCUGGUUUGAUCCUGCUUCUGUGGAGUGCUGCCAGGCAGGCCUCUGACAUUCCUGACAGCUGGCCAUGACUUUCUUAUUAGGGGCCUCCACGUGUCUGGUUAAAAACCUACUGCCUACUCCAACAUGUUUGAUCUAGUUAAAGGAAGACCAGUGGUACAGGCCCACUUAACCAAGCAUCAGGGAAGGCCCAGAGUCUGAUUCACAAGACAAUACCAAAUGGGUCUGACUUGCCUUUUAAAUAACCGGCAGAAUGCCAGGCACACAGUGGGAAUUUACAUAUGAGGUGGACAGAUGGUGUUAUGGACUCAAUGUGUCCCUCCAAAACUCAUAUGUUGAAAUCCUCAACAUGAAGAUAUUAGAUGAUGAGUCAUUUGGGAGUAAUUAGGCAAUGAUGGUGAGGUGUCUGUAGGCUAUUAAAAAAACAAGAAGGGCUUGUUAUUGCCUGCUUCUCUCUGCAUGGUGAAGACACAAGGAGAAAACUGCUGUCCACAAGCUGGGAAAAGGAUCCUCACUAGACACAGGACCUGCCGGUGUUUCGAUCUUGGGCUCUCCAGCGUCCAGCAUGAUACUCACUCUCUCUGCCUUGACCUCACCGUCAAAUCUCAAUCUGGACCCGGACACCCUUGGUAUGAAGUGCAGGCCUCAGUGGACAAAAAGCCUGUCUUUCAGUAUGACAGUGACAGCAGCAAGAUGAAACCUUUGGGUCUCCUGGGGGCGAAAGUAAAUGCCACCAAAGCAUGGACAGAAUUGACCCAGAUGCUGGGAGAGGUGGGGCAAGAGCUCAGGAUGAUCGUGUCUGACAUCAAACUGGAGAACAGCGUGACCAGUGGUCCCCCCACCCUGCACAUCCAGCUGUCUUGUCAGUGUGAAGCAGAACAAGGCACCGUUGCGUCCUGGCACUUCAACAUCAACGGGCAGCCAGCCCUCCUCUUUGACACGAUGAACAUGACCUGGACAGUCACGAGUCCUGGAGCCAGAGGCGUCAAGGAGGAGUGGGAGAACAAGGGACUGGCAGACUAUUUCAGGAGGAUCUCAAUGGGAGACUGCCGUCACUGGCUUAGGGAAUUCUUAGAACACUGGGAGAAAGUGCCGGAGCCCCCAGUACCACCAAAAAAGGUCCCAGAUGCUGACCAGUCUUUACCCAUGCCAUCAAUUGCGUGCAUCAUCCUAGGAGUGAUUGUCAUCAGCCCAGUCAUCAUUGUCAUCUGCUUUAGCAUCUCAAGAAAAUUGGCCCAGAGAAGCCCAAAGAAGCCCAAAGAAGCCCUUUACCAGGAAGCAAGGCUCAGCUCUCCAGCGCUCCUUAGCAUCUGACCACGGCUGCCUCGCUGUUCUUUCGUUCUCACUCUGGCAGCAAACAGAGAACAUGAAGAAAUUCAGGGGAGCCUGGGUGGCUCUGUUGAUUGGGCAUUCGACUCUUGAUUUCGGCUCAGAUCAUGAUCUCAAGGUUUGCAAGAUCGAGGCCCACGUGCAGCUUCAUGCUGACAGUAGGAAGUCCUGACGUUUCUUCAUGCUCAUCAACCAUUUCAAGAAUGUGUGGGUUUCAGGAUAAAAACUCUUCCUAAUGCCCCUUCCCAGGUAAAGCCUCUUUUUGCUCAUGGUCCAUCCUAAACAUGGGCACAGCUGCCUAUUCCCGCUGAAGGAUGUAUUCAAGAAUGUUCAUGAUAGCUUGAUUCAUAAGAGCCCCCGGAAUGUGAAACAACAAAUGCCCAUCAGGAGAUGAAUGGAUGAGUGAGUUAUAAUACUGUGCAACUGGAUAUCUACUGUAUUUGAAAAGAAAAAAAUCGGGGCGCCUGGGUGGCUCAGUCGGUUGAGCGGCCGACUUCGGCUCAGGUCAUGAUCUCACGGUCCGUGAGUUCGAGCCCCGCGUCGGGCUCUGUGCUGACCGCUCAGAGCCUGGAGCCUGUUUCCGAUUCUGUGUCUCCCUCUCUCUCUGCCCCUCCCCCGUUCAUGCUCUGUCUCUCUCUGUCUCAAAAAUAAAUAAAAACGUUA
This is a messenger RNA of Neofelis nebulosa (Clouded leopard), 2074 nucleotides long. Its product is annotated as retinoic acid early transcript 1E-like. Gene Ontology annotation, cellular component: external side of plasma membrane. Gene Ontology annotation, biological process: antigen processing and presentation of endogenous peptide antigen via MHC class Ib; immune response; positive regulation of T cell mediated cytotoxicity. Bases 542 to 1396 code for a protein of 284 amino acids. The transcript is spliced from 5 exons. The record is from RefSeq and is a predicted model, not a curated record. NCBI's taxonomy places the organism in Eukaryota, Metazoa, Chordata, Mammalia, Carnivora, Felidae.